AUGGCCAGCCCAGCCGUCUCCGCUCGCGAGUCUUUCGCCAAAGGCACAGAACCAAAUCUGGACUCGAGCACCCCUUCGGAGAACCACGGCUUGCCUUUGACGCCUCCGGCAUCCUGUGAUCAGAAGUCAAUGAAAUCUGACUACGACGCGGAGGAAUUGAUUCGAAUUUUAGAGGAUUACCGGGACCCUUCGAUUUCUUGCCUUCUCACAACGCGGAUUUGCGUGCCUUCAAUACACUGUCCUCGUGCGAUAGGAGAACUGCAACGGCGGCGCUCUCUUUCUCAAUAUCUCGAAGACAAGGCGCGGUUGGACUACGAAUCCGCGACUGGAGAUUUCACUCUGCGAAUGCCUGCUCCUGUCCACGACGUCUUCUCUACCUCCGUAGCGAACGAAAUUUACAAACAACUUCGACAUGUUGCCGAGCGAAACAAUACAGAUGGGGCAUUCGCGGACAACAUCAUAAGCGGGGGUUCGUCCCGGAUUCUGCUAGAGGAAACCCGGGAAGGCGGUGCAGUAUAUCCAUUACAACGGCACCCGGACGCACAGUUCGGACACAGGAAGGCCGCGUUCCCUGGAGUCGUGCUUGAGGUUUCCUUUUCACAGGACGGGAAAAACCUCGAGAAGCUGGCCUGGGAUUACAUUCAGCAUUCAAAUGGAGAUAUCAAGGCUGUCAUUGGGCUUGACAUCAAUCAUGGCGCGAAACCAUCGACGGUUUCGUUAUGGCGCCCGGAAUACACGCGAGACGAGGGGCAAGAUCUUGACACUAUUGGUGUCCAGACCGAGAUCGCAUAUCAGGCAUUUCGAUCUCCGAACCUCGAUGACAUGAAUGAGACCGGUGACAUACGCCUCGCACUGAGCGAUUUUGCCACGGAUGCCCUGUCUGGCGGAUUAGCUACAUCGCUUUGCAUCAAAUUCAAAAAGCUAGCUGAAUUGCUCGAUGAAGCAGAAGAAAUACAGAAAGCAAGAGAAGAGGGUUCGGACGGCGGGAUUAGGUCUAAACGGAUCCUCAAAAAGCGCCGACGGUCUUCCAGCUCGGCCGAGCGAAUCUUGUCUGGCGACGAACUUCGAUUCCGCACUCAGGAGAGCAAAGCCUUGGAACAGGCCGACACCGAAGAUUGCGACUUCCGUCCACUAGUAAAAAGGAGGAGUUGA
Messenger RNA from Colletotrichum abscissum, 1152 nucleotides. RefSeq lists its product as uncharacterized. The coding region runs from base 1 to 1152 and encodes 383 amino acids. The transcript is spliced from 3 exons. The record is from RefSeq and is a predicted model, not a curated record. Lineage: Eukaryota; Fungi; Ascomycota; Sordariomycetes; Glomerellales; Glomerellaceae.